Molecule: messenger RNA, 420 nt
Organism: Rotaria sp. Silwood1
Lineage: Eukaryota; Metazoa; Rotifera; Eurotatoria; Philodinida; Philodinidae
Source: the annotation of a GenBank genome assembly
AUGGAUGGUUCUUUUCCAGCGACAGAAAAUAUUGGCAAAUUAUUUAACGUUAAUUUUGAACUAAUUAAAAAUCAAUUAAAAGAAAAAGGCUUAGAAUCAUCAAUUUCCGAUGAAAUUCAUCGACUUAUAUCAACAGCUUCCGUUCUUUUUUAUUUUUUAUAUCAUAGUCAAAAAACAAAAUUUCCUGUUGAUAUUGCUACUAUAAAUCAAUUUGUAGCAAAAGCACGUAAUGAAUUAGAAGGUAUUUCACUUAAAGAUGAUCCAAUUAUUCAAACAUAUAUUGAUAAAGGUGAAUUAGCUGUGAAAUAUGUGAUUGAUACACGUGAAAAAUAUGCUAAUAUUUGUAAUGGUUUAAAAUUGUCUCAACCUAAUUGGGAAUUUUAUAUUCAACAUUUAAUGGGUUUAGACAAACAAAAAUAG